Messenger RNA from Paramuricea clavata, 6842 nucleotides. Lineage: Eukaryota; Metazoa; Cnidaria; Anthozoa; Malacalcyonacea; Plexauridae. The record is from the annotation of a GenBank genome assembly.
CAACACAAAACAACAAAACGUUACGGCGAAGUCCACGUAAGAAAAUGGGUUCCUUAGAUGCUUUCGUCUUCGUAGAAAAUACACGAACAUCAAAAAUGAACGAAAAACUAAAAGAUUCUGGUUUUCACGAGCCGUUUAGGAUCUUAGGUGAAUUGUCUUCUCAAGAAGACUUGAACUGUUCCAGUGUGGACACAAGUCCUUUGUUGACUAGUCAAAGCAGUACGUCGACUGGCUAUUCAGGGUCGUCAAAGAGUAAAUCAAUUUCACCCGAGUCUCAAAGCAGCAUAAUGAAGUAUUUUACUCCGCUAAGAAAAAGCAGUUCUGUCGUAAUUUUGAAGAGUAAUAAUGUAUCUCCAACUUUCGACAAGAAAGGAAAACGGCAGAUGAAAGGAAGGUAAGAUAUCUAUUUAUUAAUUCUGGAUAGUUUGAAACUGACCUCCAGUACGGGAUCCAGUAAGAGCCUUCUCAUAUUUUUCCAGUGUUAUACUAAACCUAAACUAAAUUAACUUUAUUUAUACUGGAUAUCUCUAACAGUUCUAAACUGUUCUCCCUGGAGGUCCAGUAAGGCCCAUCUUAUGUUGGUCCAUUGUAUCUACCGAAGGAAACAUGAACUAAAAUAACUUUAUUUAUACUGGAUAGCUCUAUCAGUUCUAAACUGUUCUCCCUAGAGGUCCAGUAAGAUCCAGUGUUACUAAAGGAGGAACUGACUUAAACUAAACUGAACUAAACUAAACUAAACUUAUUUACACUGGAUAGCUCAAUCUAAUUAGUUCAAAACUGUUCUUUUAGAGAUGCAGUGAAGGUCUAACCUUUUUAAAUUAGUUUCUUUCUGAUCAUUUCAGGAAAGUUACAUCGCCAUCAGGCUCACCAGUAUCAAACAAAAAAGAACAAAUGUUUCUGGUAAUUAUUGUAGCAAAAUUAAGCCGGAUCGAUGCUUACACUAUGAUUAAAUUAGCCUGAUGAUUUAUGAUUUAGACACUCAUGAUAUUCAACGAAGCCAUCAUUGCAGAGGACAUAUAUCUGCUACCUCUGUAGCGAGAAUAAUGACCCCACAGAUCCCACAGUAAUUAACAUGCAUCUGCACCAUAAAUCAGACUUAAAUACAAUCUACACCGUAAAUCAUUUAAUGCAUGUACUUCAAUGGCUAACAGUGUGUUAGCUACAGUCAUUAAUUGGGCGUUAUAUACGCAGUUUUUACAAUUACGUUUAGCCAGCAAUUUCACAAUUUAGAUUAGCCAAAAACGUAACUAUUAUAUUUGUAAAAGAUUGUUUAACUUUGAAGAAAAAAUGGGAGAAAUUGGGUGCUUAAAAUAUAUAUUUGUCUGUUUUUAGUACGCAAAAAAGGUGACUUGCACCUCAAAAGUUUCAAUUUAGCUAAGCUGGCGCUAGCCGCUAGGCCACAAGAACGUCACUUCAGAAACACGAUAUUCCUUAACUCCGGUCUGAAUGUCGCAGGCUAACUGAAAUUUCCAGUUUCAUUAAAUUGCCGAAUUUUUUUUAACCUUCUGGCUAACAACACCCUGGCUAACUACCCUGUACAGAGUUGUGCUUGAUUUUCUCUUGUGCUUCGAUGGCUUUUCACCUUUUGAAUUUCACGUCAGAAUUUCACCAAAAAUUAACUUUUCAACCUUCACUGUUCUCCGUGAUCAACAAGGGUCGUAUGGUGGCCCUAGACCUGACCACGGAAUAGGAAGUUAUACCAGAAGCGUAACUCGAGCAAACAUUUGUCCGCGUUUUUACAAGCGAUUCGUCAUCAAUCACGCCAUCCUGGCUAGUACAACCGGCACUUUGUACCUACCAAAUCCUGAUAAAAACUUCCGGCUGUACUAGCCAGGAUGGCGUGGAUUGACGUGAGCGAGUUAAAAUUUUCGUGGACGUCAAAAAAUAAGGGAAACGACUAGAGUUACGCUUCUGGUAUAACUUCCUAUUCUGUGACCUGACCAAGCGCGAGUUUUAACUCUAGUGGAUUCUCAUGUACUCUCAUCAUCAUUUAAGGUAAUUCCGCAGUUUUGCAUUGCGCACUUUUACUGCGCACAUCUUAUAACUUAUAAUUUCAUCCAUUAUAUACGUACCGUUUAAAAAAAUCAUUUUAUGACAAUUUUAUGUUACUUCAAAACAUCUUUGGUUACAUUCGUGCAAAGAAUUUCGUCAAAAUCAAUGUUUUCAAAAUUGGCAUACAAAAGUGUAGCUAGGGUUCCUGUGUCUGUAGUAUAUUAAUUUACUUGUAUUUCACGUUUUAAUGCCACAAUUCCCUAAAAAGAUCGGUGACCCCCGUUUUUUAACUGAUAAUUUAUUUGUUUGAUGCAUUUUACAUAUAAUAUCCGAAAUUAAAAGAAAAAUUAUUUCUGGAUCUUGAAAAAAAAUAUUUUAUCAAUGCAUGUCAGUCAAAGAAAGAUAUGUAAAGAAAUGUGGAAAAGACAUUUGUGGAUCAGAAUUGUACACGUUAGACGUUAGUAGUUUCAAUUUGCUCAAAACACAAUAUUUUUUCAAAAAUAAUUACAAGAUAGGUUUACUAAAGCAAAAUCCGCGCUAAAAACGUCAAUAAAUAUCGGGUUGUUGUGCUUUUGCUGUUACUCGUAAUGAGCGUCAUUCCGUCAAGAUGGCGCCAUAUUGGGGUAAAGGUGGUAUAUUGUGAUUGUCAUAUCUUCUUAACGAGUUCGGUGACCCCCACUUUUUUGUGUGAUUUUACUUUAAGUAUAUCAUAAACUCCAUGCCUGGGAAGUUUCAGCACAUUCUCAUUUCGGGAACAAUUACUGCGGAAUUACCUUAAGCUGGUUCAAAUUUUGAUGAGAGCUGAUGAAAGUUUUCGUCGUGGAAUAUCCAGUCAACUCUCAUAAAUUCUCACGCAACUCUUGUUCUCAUUUGACCGAAGCGAGAAAACUCUUCUGCAAACUUCCGCUUCCCAACUUGAUCAGCAUUCUGUACCAUUCUUUGCAACAGGGCAAUUCGCAUUUACAAUACCAAACAUGUUUUUCAAAUUUUUAGGAUCUUGGUCAAAAGAACUUUGGUCACAUAACAUGUCCAACGUGUAACAUGGUCUAUACCAGCGCUCAGCCCGAAGACGAAGCUUAUCAUGUUAAAUUUCAUCAUACAGUCGUCUCUGGACUUCGAUUUAAGGUGAUUCAUCAGUUUUGCAUUGCGCACUUUUACCGCGCAUAUCUAAUAACAAAUUCUAGAUAAUAUAUGUAGUCGAACUGCAAUGUAUAAAGUGAUAAAGAAAGAGUAAGGGCAAAGACAAAAACACUCUGUAUUGAUUAGGCGUGCUUCGGGGAAUAUAUACCUUCAAAAAUGACAGAACUCUGGCUAGGGCUCCUCUCCUAGGGCUCCUGAGAAGAUGGGAAAAGACAUCUUUGCACCACGACAAUGCUCUACACUAUUCCCAGAGAUAAGCCGAUUAAUUGGAACUGAAAUAAUCGGCAAUCAGCAGUCGGUAUUUCAACUGUCAGAUGUCCGUAAAUAUUUUGUAAAAUGUCAAUUUCAAAUUGCUGUUUCAUUGUUACUGGCCUAUCAGAUAUUUUGUAAGAUGUCUGAUAUUUUGUUAGUUGUCAGACAAUAUUUGAUUUGUUACAUUUUCAGGGCUGGAAGACCGAACGUGUUGUUGAACAUUUCGACGACGGUCGAGUCAUUGUUGUUCUACCUCAAGAUCCACCAUCCCAUUUAAAAAAGGUCAGUUUUGCAGGAAACGUGCGUUUGUAUGCAGUUUAUUACUGACCCAAUAAUUUGCAGUUGAAAAGAGUGCUUCCAGUGUAAACACCGCAGAUUUUCUUUAAGUACUGCGGUUUUCUCACUGCAAGGUUGAUUCCAGUGGCGGACACUGGGUGGGGAGCAGAAAGACCUAUAAAAGUCUUGUACCAAAUAUCACAAUUCACGACCAUUGCUUAUAGGAGCAAGUGGCAAGCAUGCAAUCACAUCCAUAUAACGUAAUUGUCAUAUUAAAUAAUGAAAAAAUUGUCAUAUUAAAUAAUGAAAACUUAAGCUAAAGUUAGCAAUAUAGUAAGCAAUAUAUGAUUCUGUACAAUGCAUGCCAAUGAUGCCACAAGAUACGCAUUUUAUGUUAAAGUACAGUAUAUUUAACCAAAGCAUUGUGAGUAUUUUCUCGUGAGCUCACAAAUGAAUUACGCGCUAACAGUAUAAAUUCCGCUAAUCGCUAUUCGAAAAGUAGAAAAUGUAUGGUCUAGCAGAUUUUUUAGGGUUGUGCUAGGCACCACUAGGUGGGGUGCGCCCCCCACGGUAGAUCCGUCCCUGAAAAAAUCCAAUUGGAAAAUUGCACUUUGAGAAUUGAACAUAUAAAUUUCUAUCACCUAUGAAGCUUACAAGCAUGCUGUCAAUGUUAAAAUGAAAUACUGUAAGCUGACUUGAGAUCUUUGCAACAAUUUUUUUAUACUUGAAUUUUUUAUUUUAUAGGUUUCCAGUGUUCGUACUGUAGUUGAUGACGAGCUUGGUUUCUCGUCAGAGACGUCAAUGAGAAUGCAAGAUUCCAAGGUAUUGUAAUACUUUAUCUGUGCAAACAAGCUUCAUUGUUGUAAAUACGAAAGCAGUAAGAAACGGACUUGAAUAUCCAAGCAAUAAUUUCUGGUAUUCUAUUUUGCAGACGUAUAUGUUCGUUGCAGACAAGAAAGUGGUCGGAUGUGUUGUUGCAGUGGUUAUUCAAGAGGUAUCACAGAUUUGUUUUAAUUUUCCUCUUCAGUCAGACCGAAAUAGUUUAUAGUUUCGUUCCGUUCGAUUCAGUUCUGUUCAGUUUAGUUUUACAUUUUUGUUUUUUUAAUCUUUAAAAGUAUUUUUCAAGGAUGGAUCCAGGAUGAUCUGGUAAGAGGGGGGUGCUCUGCCACCUCUAGUCUAGUGCCGAGUUGUGUCGGUCAUGUGCGCCGCCCGCCCAUCAACUUGCUUGCCUACUGCAAAGUCUUGCUUGUCUACUGUAUUUGAAUUGUAGUUGUUGUUCACAGUUCGCUUAUCAUCAUGUUAUUACUCAAAUUACUGUAUCUCAUUUUGUCUCUAAUAUUUUUGCUUUGUCAUGAAAAAUAGCACCACCUGCACCCCCUCUGGCCAGGGCUAGGGAUGUGUGACCCCGCACCCCCCCCCGCCCAGUAAAUCCAUCCCUGACCCUGGUAUUUUUCAAUCUAAAAGACGGGGAAGUACAUCAGAUUUCAUUUGCAAAAUUUCAGGCAUUUCCUCUUUUGCCAUGUACAACAAAUGGAGACAAAAUUGAAUCUUCGGAGCAAGGUGCUUGGUGCUGCAGGUAUAAAAUAAGUUAGCUUGAUAUGUUUGAACUGCUACACUUGCCGUUCAGCACAAAGUUAAUUUAACCUUAUUUUACUUUUGUAGCUCAGCGCCAGUGCGUGCCGAAUGUGGAAUCAGUAGGGUCUGGGUACUACAGCAGUAUAGAAGGAAGAGGAUAGCUACUAGGAUAUUGGACUGUGUCAGGUAUGGAAUUUACAUACGUGGUGAUGAUGGUUGUGAUUAUGAUGGUGGUGAUGAUGGUAGUUGCGGUGGUGAUGACUGUGAUGGUGUAUUGGUGUCCUCAUGGUGAUUGUGAUGAUGAAUAUUGAUAGUGAUAAUAAUGGUUGUAAUGGUGAUGGACUGAUGGUGGUUGUAGUGAUGAUCAUUAUUGGUUUAUUUAUUUAUUUAGCUUUUGCCAAAUAGGGCAGGAUCACCACAACAGCAUAUGACCGGAAUGAUGGUUGAGAUGGUGAUUGUGAUGACGAAUAUUGAUGGUGAUAAUAAUGGUUGCAGUGAUGAUGGUGGUUGUAGUGAUGAUGAUGAUUGUUUUAUUUAUUUAUUUAUUUAUUUAUUUUGCUUUUGCCAACUAGAGCAGGGUAACCACAACAGCAUAUGCCAAUUACGGUGGGCCCUUUUUAUCUAACCCACCCUGUCAACUUUCCCUGUGGGAGGAAAUACUGGAGUAGCCGGAGGGAAUCCACGACUUUCGGCAGAGCGUUUUUACUCUUUUCACAUGGGGACUGGGUCCGAGUCGCACUGAGAAAGUUCUCAUUGAGAUUUGGGCCUGUGACCUCAGAGAUGAAAGGCAGGUGCGCUAACCGCUUCGCCACCGAAGCUCCAUUGUAGUGAUGAUGGCGGGUUCUAGUGAUGAUGGUGGUUGGUGAUGAUGCCGUUGUGGUGAUGAUGGUGAUGAUGGUAGUGAUCCUGGAUGGUAAUGAUAAUGAUGAUAGUGAUGUAAUGGUAAUGUUUGUGCUCAUGGAGAUGGUUGAUGUAAUAAAUACGUUUCUUUACAUAAUUUAAAUGCGCUUUCCAUUUAAUGGCCCGAAAGAUCAGACCAGAAUUUCCGUCCCUAUACUAAUGGAAGGAUCUGAUCGAGAUUUUCCUUUCAGACCGAUCCGAAGCCUAAAUGUUUUGUAUUCCAUUUACAGUAACAAUUUGAACUUAAUGGAAAGCUUGCUAAUACUUUGAUGUAUUUAGAAAUAACUUUAUAUUUGGCGGAGUGGUUUCCAAAGAAUUGCUGGCAUUCUCAGAUCCGACUCCUCUCGGAAAACAACUCGCAGAAUCGUACUGUGGCAAUGAAAACUUUCUAGUGUUUCGAUGACUUCUGCGUGCAAACCUCUGGCUAUUUGUUUCCAUUUAGUGAGCGUUUUAUAAUAAUGGCUACGUUGACGAUGUUUCUGCUAACCCUGGCUUGAGUUUUAGACAAUUUAUACAAAGUUAUUUAUUUAAAAGUAUAACAUAUAUAGAAAUAAUACAAGAAUUAUGAAUAUGAUAGAGUUGUAUUUUAUAAAAUUGAAUUGUAAAAAAAUUCGUCUGCUUUACUUGAAUUGAGUCAUUUUGAACUUCUUUGGGUAGUUGUUCAAAAGUUGGUUUAUAGCUUAAUCCUAGGGUGACAUUAAACAGAG